AUGAGCGACACACGCCCGUCCAUAAUGGUCCGCAAAUUCCUGCAAGACGAUCAAUCCGAAGACCCAAAUCAGUACCAAACAGCGUUUGACGGUUCUGCUUCCAAGUCCCCCGAAGAUGGUUGGCCUCGAGACCCCUUCCGACAAGAAUAUUGCUUUUUCUACGGGACACUAAUGGAUCCACAAACGCUCUCUCGCGUCUUAAAAUUGUCAGAUCCAACCCACGUUCUGCGUUGUGCUAGAGUAAUAGGUUACAAAAUCAGGCUCUGGGCCCCUACCCUGCCCUUCUUGAUGGCGCAAAUUGAUCGACUUGUGGCCUAUGAGACCGACAAAUCUCAGCUACGCCCUUGCCUAAUCGAGCUUCUGAAUGAUGAUGACACAGAAAAGACCAUCGAGGGUGUCACUUUUAUGUGGAAUGGUCGACAGGAUGAACUACGGGAAGGUUUGUUUGAUCUUAAACAAUGGAAAAAAGAGAAACAGUUGAGUGAGUUGGAUUAA
Messenger RNA from Penicillium concentricum, 495 nucleotides. RefSeq names its product gamma-glutamylcyclotransferase family protein. The transcript has 2 exons. The record is from RefSeq and is a predicted model, not a curated record. Bases 1 to 495 code for a protein of 164 amino acids. NCBI's taxonomy places the organism in Eukaryota, Fungi, Ascomycota, Eurotiomycetes, Eurotiales, Aspergillaceae.